Molecule: messenger RNA, 3406 nt
Organism: Oenanthe melanoleuca
Lineage: Eukaryota; Metazoa; Chordata; Aves; Passeriformes; Muscicapidae
Gene: DBH
Product: dopamine beta-hydroxylase
Exons: 12
Coding region: 1-1950 (649 amino acids)
Biological process (GO): norepinephrine biosynthetic process; octopamine biosynthetic process; dopamine catabolic process
Cellular component (GO): secretory granule membrane
Molecular function (GO): dopamine beta-monooxygenase activity; copper ion binding
Source: RefSeq, a predicted model, not a curated record
AUGCAAUUAAAGACUGUCACUUACCCAGCUUGCCCAGGAGGGCCAGCACAUAAAUGGGCACAGCCGGGCGCUGGGUGCUGUCCUGGCAGGAUGCAGAGCUCCAGGAGCAAGGCCUGCUCCUGCCCCAGCCUCAAGCUGAGGGAGGUGGCAUCCAUGUACUUCACCCUGGUGGCCGCCUUCCUGGUCAUCCUGGUGGUGGCCCUGCAGGGCUCGGCGCCCCGAGGGAGUGAUUUCCCCUACAAGGUGCCCCUGGACCCCCAGGGGCUGCUGGAGCUCUCCUGGAACGUCAGCUACCCCGAGCAGGCCGUGCACUUCCAGCUGCUCGUCCGGGACCUGCAGUUCGGGCUCCUCUUUGGGAUGUCGGACAGGGGCGAGCUGGAGAACGCCGACCUGGCCGUGCUCUGGAGCGAUGGGCACCACUCCUACUUUGGGGAUGCCUGGAGCGAUGCCAGGGGGCAGCUCCACUUGGAUUCCCAGCAGGACUACCAGCUCCUCGGGGCUCGCCGGGCUCCUGAGGGGCUCUACCUCCUCUUCAGAAGAGCCUUCAGCACCUGUGACCCCAAGGACUACCUGAUAGAGGACGGCACCGUGCACCUGAUCUACGGCAUCCUGGAGAAACCCGUGCACUCCCUGCAGGCCAUCAACAUCUCUGCUCUCCACGGGGGCCUGCAGAGGGUGCAGCUGCUGAAACCCAACAUCAGCAUCCCUGAGCUGCCCAGGGACAUGAAGACCAUGGAGAUAACAGCCCCAGAUGUUGUCAUUCCCAGCCAGGAGACGACCUACUGGUGUUACAUGGCAGAACUGCCAGAGGGCUUCCCCAAGCACCACAUUAUCAUGUACGAGCCAGUGGUCACAGCGGGCAACGAGGCGCUGGUGCACCACAUGGAGGUUUUCCAGUGUGCAGCUGAGUUCGACAGCUUCCCCCACUACAGCGGGCCCUGCGACUCCAGAAUGAAGCCAGACAGGCUCAACUACUGCAGGCACGUGCUGGCAGCCUGGGCCAUGGGGGCACAGGCUUUCUACUACCCUGAAGAAGCAGGUCUAGCCUUUGGUGGCCCAGGCUCCUCCAGAUAUUUGCGUCUGGAGAUCCAUUACCACAAUCCCCUGGUGUUCAAAGGUCGCCGGGACUCCUCGGGGAUCCGCCUGUACUACACGGCCACCCUCCGUCCCCACGACGCUGGGAUCAUGGAGCUGGGCUUGGUGUACAGCCCAGUGAUGGCCAUUCCCCCUGGAGAGCACAGCUUCACGCUCACGGGGUACUGCACUGAUAAAUGCACCCAGCUGGCUCUGCCCGCUGCUGGCAUCCGCAUCUUCGCCUCCCAGCUGCACACACACCUGGCGGGGAGGACGGUGGUGACGGUGCUGGCCCGGGACGGGAGGGAGCAGCGGGUUGUGAACGCUGACAGGCACUACAGCCCUCACUUCCAGGAGAUCCGCAUGCUCAAGGAGGUGGUCGCGGUUUUUCCGGGCGAUGAACUCAUCACCAGCUGCACGUACAACACGGAGGAUCGGAGCAGAGCCACCGUGGGAGGCUUUGGCAUCCUGGAGGAGAUGUGUGUGAACUACGUGCACUACUACCCCCAGACCCAGCUGGAGCUGUGCAAAAGUGCUGUGGAUCCCGGCUACCUGCACCGCUACUUCAACCUGGUGAACAGGUUUAACGACGAGGAGAUCUGCAUGUGCCCCCAGGUCUCUGUCCCACAGCAGUUUUACUCCAUCCCCUGGAACACCUUCAACAGGGAUGUGCUGAAAUCUCUCUAUGGCUUUGCUCCCAUCUCCGUGCACUGCAACAAAUCCUCUGCUGUCCGCUUCCCGGGCGAGUGGGAGAAGCAGCCUCUGCCCAGCAUCACCGAGAGGCUGCGGGAGCGCGUCCCUCGCUGCCCGCCCGCCCCGGAGCCCCGCCCCGCUGCCCCCAUCCCGCUGGACCUGGGCCAGCUCCGCAGGGACUGACACGGCGCUGCCAGCAGGCAGAGCACCCAUCCAAGGGGAGCAUCCAUCCAAGGGCAGCAUCUAUCCAAGGGGAGCAUCUAUCCAACGGGAGCAUCUAUCCAACGGGAGCAUCUAUCCAAGGGGAGCAUCCAUCCAAGGGCAGCACCCAUCCAAGGGCAGCACCCAUCCAAGGGCAGCACCCAUCCAAGGGCAGCACCCAUCCAAGGGCAGCACCCAUCCAAGGGCAGCAUCCCUCCAAGGGCAGCAUCCAUCCAACGGGAGCGUCCAUCCAAGGGGAGCACCCAUCCAAGGGGAACACCCAUCCAAGGGGAGCACCCAUCCAAGGGCAGCAUCCAUCCAACGGGAGCAUCCCUCCAAGGGCAGCAUCCCUCCAAGGGCAGCAUCCCUCCAAGGGCAGCAUCCCUCCAAGGGCAGCAUCCAUCCAAGGGCAGCACCCACCCAAGGGGAGCACCCACCCAAGGGCAGCACCCACCCAAGGGCAGCAUCCACCCAAGGGCAGCAUCCAUCCAAGGGCAGCAUCCACCCAAGGGCAGCAUCCACCCAAGGGCAGCACCCACCCAACGGGACCAUCCCUGCCCCGCCGGCCGCGGCCCCGGCCCUGCCUCCGGAGGGGCUUCGAGCUCAGCAGGCAGAGUUCACAAAGCCCUCCGGGGAUAGGAAGCGCUAUAUUUAGCGCGUUAUUAGCAAUGCUGGCUCUGAGUAAUGCUGCUUCCCACCCCCGGAAUAAUAACGGCGAGGUUCGCUAUUGUGCGGGAAGGAGCUUGUUUGCCCGCAGGGAAACUGAGGCACGGGAGCAAAGGGAUGCGUGGGAGCAGCAUAAAAGCCUUGCUGGUGUCCCACGGUCCUGUCUAGCUCAGGAUGGCUCCACAGGUGCUGCUCCACGCUGGCAGCUGGGGCAGGGAUGGAGGGAUGGAAGGAGGGAGGGAGGGAUGGAGGGAGGGAUGGAAGGAGGGAGGGAUGGAUGGAUGGAGGGGUGCCACAACACCCACCCAGCACUCCCCUCCCUCCUGCAGGGACUGCAGCUCCCCACCACGCUCCUUCCCCCGCUCAGAAUUGCUCCUCUCGAUGCCACCCGACGCCAGUGGCUGGGAACAAACGAUGCCUCUAGGGGAGGGGGGUGGGGAGAAGGGGGAAUGACAAAUCUUUUGUCAGGAAAAAUUGCUCCAUUAAAUAUCUAAAUGUAAAAUAAAUUGCUUUUUGCUGUUGAGCUCUGAAGGGAGAACAAUCAGGAGGAGCAAAAGAGAGGCUGGAGGUGCUGCAGGAGAGUCCAUGGCUUGGUGCCUUGCUGCCCUGGGACAGGUGGGAUCCAGGCCAGGUGGUCCCCAAAUUUCCUUCCCAGCUACUUUGGGUGUAAGAGAAACCUCAGGUCAGAGCACUGCACACCAGAAAAGGCUUUUUAAAGCAAAACCUGAUCUUCCAGGCACAGAGUGAAUGCCUGGCUUGGCAGGGAGGCAGA